AUGUGGUAUAAGUACCCUUUUGAAGAGCAUAAUGAAAGAAAGAGAUUGAGGUCUGCGGAUUUGAGUUUUAAGAGGAUGUGUGAUGCGGGCAGAUGGACUGGAGUGAUGAAUGUUUUUUUGGUGAACUCAACAGAGCAUCCUAAUGAUAUCGAGUCAUCUGAGCCAUGUGAAGAAGAGAUCCGGGUUGAAAGAAAUGUGGCUUCUUUUGUUGAUGAGGAUGAGGAUUUCGAUUAUCAUAACACACCUCCUAACUCUGAUGGUGAAGAAGAAGAGGAGCAUUUGGUUAGAUACAAACGAGGUAGUGGUCAGCUAGAGAUAGAACAAGUAUUUGAUAGUCUAGAGGAGUUCAGAGAAGCUUUAGUAGCUUAUGCAUUAAAAGAGGGUUGUAACAUAAAGAUAAGUAGAUGGGGGAAAGACAAGUCAGCGGCUGUGUGUGGGACUAAAGAGCCUUGUCCAUGGUAUAUCUAUUGUUCUUAUGAGGAGUGCGUUGGCAAGUGCNUAUGGUUCCUAGAAAAUUUGAAGGUUAAUUUCAAUCUACAAGAGGGUCAAGGGUUUACUAUCAUAUCUGAUAGGCAAAAGGGUUUAUUGAAUGCAGUGGAAAGAGAGUUACCUUAUGUUGAACAUAGAAUGUGUGCUAGACACAUCUACGGGAACCUAAAGAAGAUAUUUCCCCAUCAAGGUGACAUGAAAAAGCUCUUUUGGCAAGUAGCGGAAAGUUAUACCACGAAAGAGUAUGAAGCAAAUUUGGAAUUGGUAAAGAGCUAUGAUAUGCGUGUUUAUGAAGCCAUGAUGGAGAAGAACCCAAAGAAUUGCAGCCUUGCUUUUUUCACGCCAACAUCCUCCUGCGUAGAUGUUCAUAACAACAUCUCUGAAUCUUUCAACAAUGCAAUAGAUCCUGCAAGGUAUAUGCCAAUGGUAGAGAUGUUGGAGACGAUAAGGAGAAGAACCAUGGUGCGUAUUGAUAUGAGGAAGACAAAAGCUGACAAGGAUCUAAGCAGAGUACCUCCUAGAAUAAAAGAAAUGAUAGCGUUGGAGCAGAAAAGGCUUAAGUUCUGCAAGGUUAUCCCUGGAUCAGACGGUAGAAAUGAAGUCCGUGAGUCAGGUACAUCUUACUCUGUGAACAUUACAAUGAAGACAUGUGCCUGCAGGAGAUGGGAAAUGAGUGGAGUUCCAUGUAGGCAUGCAUUACGCAUCAUCGCAGAAAAGAAGCUAAAUCAUGAAGAUUACAUCUCUAGUUGGCUUCUCAAUGGAAGGCAACAACAAAUUUAUAGGGACUCAAUUCGGCCAGUAAAUGGUAUGUGUUUCUGGGAUAACUCCGGUUCUGUGAUAUUGCCACCUCCAAAUCUGGUUGAAGAACUUGAAAACAGAAAAGGAAGAAAGCCAAAGCCAAAAAGGAAGAAAGGGAAGAAUGAGUCUCCAAAAAAGAAAAAGGCUAGUAGAGAGAGGAGAAUCAUGCAUUGUCGUCGUUGCAGUUUAACUGGACACAAUGCAGCUAAAUGUCCAAAUAUGGAAGUGGAGAAGUCUAUGCCACCUAAGAAGAAGAAGAAGACUAAACCAUCGGCAGAUGGAGGAGGACCAAGUCAACCAACACAAGACACAUUUUCAGGAACUUUGGAGAACUUAGGAUCAAGCAUGACAUUUGUGGGUUUGGAAGCUUGAAGUAUGAAGCGGUUUAGGACUAUUUAUUUUUCUCUUUUUGAUGUCAUGGUCUGUUUUUGGGGACAUGUAACAACACAAUGUCUUUUGAUUUCAUAGUCUGCUUUGUGACAUGUACCACAACCAAAUGUCUCGGUCUAUUUUGGAUUCUAUCACAGUUGGAUUGGG
Molecule: messenger RNA, 1824 nt
Organism: Camelina sativa (false flax)
Lineage: Eukaryota; Viridiplantae; Streptophyta; Magnoliopsida; Brassicales; Brassicaceae
Source: RefSeq, a predicted model, not a curated record